UAACCAAAUUGGAUCAUUCUAAGUAUGUGGUGUAGCAGCAUCUGAGGCAACGGACUGAGCGUGAAAAGCAUGGGGACCGCUCGAGUUUAACCAAGUUUUAGCCGAAGUAGGCCCAGAUGAGAUCCCCGUGCUCUCCUGAAGUUCAUUCGCUUUUUUGGCGUUUUGUCCUCCUUUACAGACGCUCUCAAGUUGAGCUUUUAUCUGAGACGUAAUUCUUUAUCAAAAAAGAGGAUGUUCCACGGCGCUUGUUAUUUUUCUGCCAGAUAUUACGUAAUAAUGUGACUGAACUGGUUUUCCAUGUUAAGAUUUCUAUUUUACUAUUGUAAGGGAGUGUGUUGUGACAAGUGCAACAAAUCUAUUAAAUACAGCUGCGGAAAGCUGUUACGCCCCUUUUCUGCUAUUGUAAUAAAAUUUCUCCUGGGAAUUUUGUUAUUCUGUCAUGAUAAACAUUUGCAGUUUUACGGCCAAACUAUAUUAUAAAAUUGAUUGGACCGCUGCUGUUUGGUUGUAGCAUCUGUGGUGGCAGUUAAAGGCAUAAGGAAAUCUGAGAGGAUGAGUGGAGCCCAAGGACGGAGAAGGAAAAUUAAAACUGGAAAAUCAUUGGAUCUUAACUCCUUCAGUGUGGAUGUUGCUGAAGAAAUCAAGGAACUAUUCAAAAAAAAGACCAAAUACAAUAAACCGCGGUCAGAGGGCUGGUGCAUUCCAGAUCCCAGUGAGUCAUUUACGCACACCGCCCAGCAACAUGGCUGCUUGCAAGCUCUGAAGAAUUCCUUAAAUGCUGUCAAGAACCAGCUAAGUGACAAAAACCUGGAGGUGUGGCACCAGCACACGUCCUUCACCAAUAGAGCUGGUAAGAUAAUAGCCCAGGUACGUGUCACUGCUAAUGCAGAAAUCUGCACCCAGGCGUGGUGCAAGUUUUAUGAGAUCUUGUGCAAUUUUCAUCCGAUCCCUGACAAGGUCCUACAGUGUGGGGAGCUGAAUUCCGUGCACCUCUGUGAAGCUCCGGGCGCUUUCAUUGCCAGUCUUAACCACUACCUGAAAACCAGCUCCUCUUUCUGUGACUGGCAAUGGAUCGCCAACACCCUGAACCCUUAUCACGAAGGCAAUUCCACUAGCACCAUGAUUACAGAUGAUCGCUUGAUUAUCAACACGCUACCCUGGUGGUUUUUUGGUAGUGAUAAUACUGGAGAUAUAAUGCUGCAGAAGCAUCUGCUUGAGCUGCAGCAUUUGACCAGAAACAUGUCCACCAUUGAUCUGGUCACGGCAGAUGGAAGCUUUGACUGUCAGGGAAGCCCAGAUGAGCAGGAAGCUGUGGUGGCCCCACUGCACUACUGUGAGACGGUAGCUGCGCUGCUUCUGCUUGGAGAGGGAGGCUCGUUUGUCCUAAAGAUGUUCACGCUCUAUGAACACUCUUCUGUCUGCUUGCUCUACUUACUGAAUUGUUGCUUCCGCGAGGUUAAUGUUUUCAAGCCAGCCACCAGCAAGGCUGGCAACUCAGAGGUUUACGUCGUCUGCUUGGACUACUGCAACAAAGAAGCUGUGAGACCCUUGCUGUCUAAAAUGAUCCGGAAUUUCGGCCCUGAUAUCACCAGCCUGGGAGCGCUCUUCCCCCACACUCUCAUUCCAGAGUCUUUCCUCACACAGCAUGAAAAUGUCUGCAAGUACUUUCAUAAGCACCAGGUUCAAACGAUUAAGGAAAACCUGCAAUUGUUCCAAGCUAUGAGUGCCAAACAGCAACAGAGACUGGAACAAUUGAGAGACUGCGCGGUGGAGUUUUACCUCUGUCAGUUUCGAGUGCAGUACCUCCAGCGAAGCAAGUGGAUCUCAAAAAAUAUAAUCCCAGGCUGUGCUGUGAAUUGCAAACUUUUUGGUCCUAGAAAGCAGGCGGCAUCCUUUAAUGAAAGGAAAGAACAGCAGUCCAUGACUUGGAGGGAGAAGGUUCUAAAGGGCUGUUACAGGGAGGAGGCUGAAGAACACGCCUUGCAGGGAAUGGGAACAGACUGUGUGCUUGAAGGACCAGCAAGAGACUGUGACAUGAAUAAUUGGUACAUCUUGGUCGGUCCACAGUUGACUACAAUCAAGAGCACCCCCUUUUGUGACUUGGAACUGCUGAGCCAUUUAAACGAAGCUCUGGAGCAGUCAGAGUUGGGAAAGUGUGGAUCUGCGGGGCCGCUUGUACGACCUUGCAGCUCUUGCACGGCUCUAAUGCCUUCCUCCAUCCUUUCUGAGGUGCUGGAAUGCAGUCAGCCGGACAAUAGCGCGUGUAGGCAGGGGUGUCGGUGUGUGGUUGUGGGGAGCUCAUCCUUGCUUAGCCAUGUACCAGAGAUGGACAAGACAUUAGUGAAGAUCACGCUGGAGCCCCCUUGCCGCACAUUGCAUCAGAGAACACUCCAUGAUGGUGAACCACGAUAUCAGCAUGCAUUUCUUACCCGCAUUUUGCUUGCGCUCCAAAGGCUUCAAGCGGGGGGAUCCUUAGUGCUGCCUAUCCUCUCUGCCUUCACACGGGUCACAGCAGGGCUGGUCCUUGCCUUGCAUCAGUGCUUCCGCUCUGUCACGUUCAGGUGCCCCAUAUCCUCUGAUGCCCUGGGCCCUGUUGCCAUGCUGCUGUGCAUUGACUACCAACAACAGCCCAACGGUCAACUACUGACCUUCCUGGAAGACAUGCAGUGCCAGAUGUCCACUUUCCAAGAGCCUGACAGCCAGGCAUCCCAGAUCCUGCAGUUUGUGCCAAUGGAGGUUCUUCUAAAAGGGGCACUGCCAGAGUUUCUGUGGAACAUGAACACGACCAUUGCAAGAUAUAAGCUGCACCUGCUGAUGGAGGCUGAGCAGAGGUUGCUGAUGCAAAAGAGCCAGAUCCAGUGACUGAUGUUAGCACCUGAAACUUUGUAUUGGCGCUCAGUCAAGAUUAAUCAUGUUUACCAUAAAUGGCAGUUUGCCUGCUAUGCGGAAAAAUAGAAAUAUAUUUUGAAUUAUGAGUCCUUUAUAUACGUGACUGGAGGAAAUUUGUCUUUGUAAAAUUGACUGUUUUUAAAAAAACAGUCUUCUUUUGUAUGGUGCAUUUUUAUUUGAGACUUCUCAGUUCUCACUGUUUGGAAUGCCAAACCUUACUACUGAAUACAGACGAAAUGUGAUUUAUGUUGUUACAGGUCAUUGGGGAGGGUGAGUUCUAUUUCUUUUCUUUUGAGACGUAAAUACCAAAAAACGACCAAAAAAGUGGUUCAAAAGUCAAAUACCAUCAUUUGAAAACAGUGGAUGCCUCAUUUUGUCUGUGUUAUUAGGUCGAAUUCAUAUAUAUAUACAUGCAUUUACAGUUUUUUUUUUUUUUAUUUUUUUUUAUUUUAACAAAUCCAAUUUUGUCUUUGAAAGGUUUUUCAUUUGAAAUCUAGAUUUAUUUACUAUUUUUAUUUAUUUACUUUACCUAUUUUAUGCAACAGUCUAAGAUGGGAUUAAAUAGUUACAUAUGUUUUCAUGUUUUUUUUAAUGACAGUUGAUCUGAAGGUUUUAUUUUAUGAGAAAUGUCUAACAAGCAGUGAAAUAUACAAGCGCUGUCGUGUGUGUGUUUUUGUUCUAUCGAGUUUAAGUAAAUGAAUGUUUAACUUAAACUGGAAGAUUAACACGUGAAGUGAAUGGCAGGGGAAAGGUAGCUAUUCUCUAUGACAUUUAAAGUACGUAAUAUCAGUUAUUGGCAGGUAGUGAGCUCUUGCUUCAGAAUUUUUCACCUUUUUGUUUCCUGCCUGUUGGUUCAAAGAUUAAGGAUUUGAUAGAAACAAAGAAAUGCAAGCAUUUUGAUGAGCAAGUACGUGUAUUGGCAAGGUGGAUUGCAUCAUGAAGUGCAGCGUGGAAUUGGUUUUGACAAUUGGUUGUGAGAGAGGCCUGGAACAUUCCACUGCUGUAGAGGCAUACAGUAUGGGAUCAGCCUUAUUAAACGUUAAAUAAUACAUGCAUAAACAGGCUCAUUGUGUUCAGAAAAAAAAGAAAGUUAUGGGUGAAUUUCAGUUGAUUAUAUUAAAAGUGAAGCAGUGUUUUGGUUCUUUAUAGCUUUUUUGUUUGCCAUUUGCAAAUAAAAUAUGCAAGUAAAACUU
Messenger RNA from Paramormyrops kingsleyae, 4082 nucleotides. It is a transcript of the gene cmtr2, whose product is annotated as cap methyltransferase 2. Gene Ontology annotation, biological process: methylation; 7-methylguanosine mRNA capping. Gene Ontology annotation, cellular component: cytoplasm; nucleus. Gene Ontology annotation, molecular function: methyltransferase cap1 activity. Lineage: Eukaryota; Metazoa; Chordata; Actinopteri; Osteoglossiformes; Mormyridae. The record is from RefSeq and is a predicted model, not a curated record.